Messenger RNA from Ordospora pajunii, 2919 nucleotides. RefSeq names its product putative dynein. Gene Ontology annotation, molecular function: dynein intermediate chain binding; dynein light intermediate chain binding; minus-end-directed microtubule motor activity. The transcript has a single exon. Gene Ontology annotation, biological process: nuclear migration; mitotic spindle organization; cytoplasmic microtubule organization. Lineage: Eukaryota; Fungi; Microsporidia; Ordosporidae. Gene Ontology annotation, cellular component: cell cortex; cytoplasmic dynein complex; cytoplasmic microtubule. The record is from RefSeq and is a predicted model, not a curated record. Bases 1 to 2919 code for a protein of 972 amino acids.
AUGAAUGUGUCGAUUAAGAAGAUGGUGAGGUUUAUUAGGAUGCUUGGAAAUAUUUUGAAUGAGGAGUGGCAAAUUGCUGAUUUGAUUUACUUUGAGGCAGAAAUACAUUUUGGAAUAGUAGAUGGAUUGAGGGAGAAGAUAGAGAAGAUAUUUGGAAUUGUACCUGAAGAUGUUGGAUUUGAUUUAGAAAGCAAGAAGUUUAGAAGGCAUUGCGGAUUGAAGGAGGUUUCUAUUGCUGGAUGUGUUUUACAUCGGGGAUACAGCCUGGUGGUUGAAGGACCGAAAAUGAGUGGAAAGCAUUGGCUAGUAGAGGAAUGCUUGAAAAGGCUGGAUUUGAAUGUAAAAAUGAUAGAAUGUGUGGAGGAAAAGGAUACUGAUGGGCAGGUGGUGAUUUUUGCUGAAAGUGGAUGUUUGCUGGAUAAGCAAGUUGCAGAUGAAAGCGUUGUACUGAAAUUGCAGAGGCUGUUGAGGUAUUCGAUAGACUUGGAGAAGCUUUUUUCGAUGAUUGGAGAGGAGCAAGGGAGUGAUUACAUAGAGAAAAUCAAGAGUUCGUUUGUAGAUGAGGAGGGAAUUGAUAUUGAUGUGUUUUUGGGAGGCAAUAUAUUUGAGCAGGUAUUUGAGAUACCUGAGACUGAAGAUGUUGUGGCAAGACAUCCAGAUGGGUGCAAGCAUUGCAGUGUGGUAAGCAUGAGGUCUUAUUGCAAAGCGAUUGAUUUUGGAAUGUGUUUUGUAAAGAUUAGUAAAGAGUUCCGGUGCCGGGAGGCAAAGAGAAGAAAGUUUUUGGACGACGGAAUAAUCAAGAUUGAGGAAUUUGAAAGAGAAGUAAAGCUGUUGAGAAAGGAGUCUGCAGUAAAGAAGGAAGGAUUGGAGGACCUGAGAAAGAUCAUUGAUGCGAAGCUUGGAAAGAUAGCAGAGGAGCAGUUAAGGAUGGAGAAUGAAAGGAGGAGUAUUGAAUGCAAAAGACGAGAAAUUGAUGAGUUUCUUGAGCUGAGCAUUGAAAGAAGAAGGAUAGUUGAUGAGAAGCUUGGGUAUGCCAGAGAGUUGCUUGAGGAGUCGUAUAAGGGAGUUCAGGAGAUGUCGAAAGGAAACCUGUCUGAGAUCAAAGCCAUGAACAAUCCGCCAGAGAUAAUCAAAAACACGGUGGAAGCGGUUUUUUUACUGAUUGAAGGGCGGAGUAGAGUGGAGGGGCGUGUUGAAUGGAAGAGGCUUGUCCAGUACAUGAAAGGAGAGGAUUUUGUUGCAAAAGUUAUGAAUUGUGGUGAUGUGUGUGUUUGCAUUAUGCUGGAGAAGCUGAUGGAUGAUCCUGGAUUUACAUAUGAAAGGGCGGUGAAGGCGAGUAAGGCAUGUGGACUUUUGUUUUCAUGGGUUGCAGCAAAGCAUCGGCAUGCAAGGAUUUUGCAGGAGAUCGAGCCACUGAAAGAUGAGAUAGGAGAGAUAGAAUGCAAGAUAGUGAACAGUCAGGAUCGGCUGAAUGCGGAAGAGAAGAGGCUGCGAGCUGUUGAAGAAAUGAUUGACGGGAUGAAGAAUGAAUAUAUGGAGCUUGAAUGCAAGCUUGAAGGCAUAAAGGCGGAAAUUGAAAUGAUUGAUACGAAGGUUGGGCAGAUUGAUUGGGUUGUGCAGUCAUUGAGUGAUGAGAUUGAGAGAUGGAGGAAGAGCAAGUAUGAAUGCCCGAUAGUUUAUAUGCUAAGCAGCAAUGAAUGGAUGUUUGACCAUGUCAGGAAUGUGUUUGUGCGAGAUUGCGACAUUGAAAGAGUAGUUGAGGGGCGAAGGUAUGUUUGCACGCGUAUUGGAGACAAAGGCUACAGACAAGUUUUGAUGAGCAGCGAAGAGUAUGGGAAUGGUGUUGUGGUGUAUGGAUGCGAGAUAUUUGAUAGGGAGGUGUACAAAGCUCUGAAGAAGCAAAUGCGGAGCCGAAGGAAUAUGCUGAUACUUGUGUCUUCGAAUGAUAGGAAUAUGUAUACAGAAUACACAUACAUGUGCAAUAGCGAAGAGCGAUUCAAAGUUGAGGAAGAGACAGAUCUGGAAGAGAUGGAGGAGAGCCUGAUUAAGUUGAUUACAGGGAAUGGCGCGUUGAGUGAGAUAUUUGAGCAGAAGAAGAGGAUGGAUGUAGCAAGGGAAAAGGAGAAGCAGAAUGCAUGCAGGAAGAGGAUGUAUGCAAUGCUUAAUGGGAUGUUUGAUGAGAAGAGCAAAUCUUUUUUUGAACAAUAUGCAAUGAGGCUUUCAUUCAGGAUAUACAAGGAGUAUGUUGAGAAAGUGAUGUACAUGAAGGUAUGCGAAGGAAUACGAAGUGAUCAUGAGGUGUUAAGGCUAUUUGAGAAUGACAAGAUGGGAGAAGUGGAAAAGAUGAUGCGUGAAUAUACAGAGUGCUUUUAUUCAGGGAUGGAGCGUGGAUCGAAGAGAAGAAGCUUGGAUGUAGUAAUGGAGAUAAAGGAUGAUUGGUUUGAUUAUACAUUAAUGAUGGCAUGCGAUGAGAUUAUAUAUGCCAUUGAGAAAGAGAUUAAUGUAUCGCAAACGAUAUCUGCAGGAAGUGCUGAGAGCAAUAUAAGAAUAUUUGAAAUGCUUUGUGAGGUAUGUGCCGAGGAGAAGAUCUACUUUGUGAAGAACAUUCAUUUUCUUGGAGAUGUGAAGAAGACAGGCAACUGCAGGUUUAUAUUUACGAUUGAUGAGGGGCAGAGGCAUCGAUUGGUUGAUGAUACAAGACUCGUUUUUUGUAAGAUGGAUAUAUCGAAGGAAGAGAUCAGAAGAUACGCUCUUUCUGCAGCCAGAGUUAAUGACGAAUUGAUAGACUUCCAUGUGAGGAUGGCGAGCAUGAAUCCUGACUUGAGUAUAAGGGACCUUAUUCUCUAUGCAGAAAGCAAGGAUGAGUGGAAUGAGGAGUAUCUAAAGACAUUGAUAUAUCGUUGUAGAAUAGAUACCUGA